Rubroshorea leprosula is the source of this 1538-nucleotide messenger RNA. NCBI's taxonomy places the organism in Eukaryota, Viridiplantae, Streptophyta, Magnoliopsida, Malvales, Dipterocarpaceae. The record is from the annotation of a GenBank genome assembly.
AGAGUCAUAGACAAGGAAAAGUUACCUAUUAUGGCUGGGGAAAUGGAUAUCUGUCAAGUAGAUUACCAUACUCCCUACACACAGUAUAUGUAUUGUCACCUUCUUCUGGCAUCUUCCUCUGGUUCUAGGUAUGUUCUUGAGGGAAGGAAGACCAUGAAUCCUUAUCUGUUUCCACUACAUGCUUGGAGGGAUAUGACACCAUUACAUGUGACACUCAGAAGAGUAGGUGGGAACUUGUCUGCAGAUGAAACAAUGAAUUUACAGGGAGAGCUUAGAAUUUCCAUGAUUGACUCACUGAAGAGUCUUGUAAGCCUUGAAGGAAAUGGAAGAAGAAGGUUCAGACAUCUUUUUCUGCAGACUCUAUUGAGAACUUACAUUUUUCAGGUACCAUGAGGAAGUCACAGGGAUCAUGCCCUUAAUGUUCUGGACAAGUCUUAUCCAAGCAGUACUCUUCAUGAAAUGAGAACAGAAGAUGUACAAAUUAUCAGCUGCAGGCAGUGGAAAAGUAACAGUCAAAGAAGAGGGAAGCAUUUGGGAGGAAGAAAACUAAAUCCUGUUCUUCUUCUUAAUGGACAUUCUACUGAGAGUUACUAUCUGUCAAUAGAACCAAAUGAUUUAGUCAGAACUUUAUUGGAAGAAGGGCUUGAGAUUCAUAUCUGCAACUCUGGAUUCAUAGUGGACAGCAGUGGAAAAUAUUCAUAUCUAAUCCAUCCAGAGAGAAUGGCUCUGUCAACACUAUACGUCUCGGGGGUACGCAGCCUUGUGACUCCUGAGACAUCUUUUCUAGCCAACAAGUACAUGAAACUGCAUCAACCUGGUUUUAGACAUGAAAGGGUUGUUGUGGAGGGUUUUGGACAUUCAGAUUUAUUGAUUGGAGAAGAGUCUCAUGCGAAGGCUUUCCCUCACAUUUUAUCCCACAUAAGAUUAGCUGAACAAGGUAAGAACAGUAUGACAAAUUCCGAGGGAAAGGCAUACAGCAGAGAGGCUCCGGAGUAUCAUUCAAAUUGUGUACACUUUCAGUAAAAGUUUCAUUUGUAGAAACACUGGACAUCGUGACAGUUUGGCCGAGUGGUCCAAGGCGCCAGAUUUUGGCUCUGGUCCGAAAGGGCGUGGGUUCAAAUCCACAGCUGUCAAGCUUUUAGGCCACUCUUUUUUUAUGUCAGGUCUUUUGUAUUUUACAUUUAUAUUUAUAGAUUAAACUGAUGUGCAAUGCUGUUCUUUGCAGAGGAUGUCACCCCAAUCCCCACUGACAGCACCUGCAGAAAGGGUGGCAGGCGUGGAAGAGGCUGUGAUUCUUUGCUUCAUAUCUGUUCUUCAGCUGCCAUCGUGAUACUGAGAUAUCUAUUAGUCUGUCCUUUUUGUGCUAGUUAAAAUGCAAAGUAUGAUAUGAUUGCACAUUUGUAGUGCUGAAUUGGUUUUGGUUGACAUUGACAUCUGAGUUUACAUAGAACAAAAGUUGGCUUGUCUAUUUACCACCAUUUUCAAGCGCUUCUAUUUCAAUUCGUCAUUUGGUUUUUCAUACGCAUUGAGUUUACGCA